AUGGGCACAUUGUCGUGUCCAGACGCAAAGCCAAAACUCGCCCUAAGAGAUUAUCGAAAACCGAUGAACACUCUGCAGCCGCGAUAUCAUCCGUACAAUGGAAGUCCAAGUGGCAAUGGAGGUUCGCCGGGGACCUAUGUCGGACAUACUGGGCAUACCGGCUAUGCUCAGCCUACCAGCGAGGCGCACAGCGGAACGGUCUACGUCUCCACCCCUGGUCAAAUGCGCUCGACAGCGAUGAUCCAGCCACCUCAAUUCGAGUCUCCUUCUCACAACGGAACGAUGUCGAUCGGCGGCUUCUCCCAGGGCUCCAGCGGCGGGCCAGCCACACCGGCUGGAAUUCAGCAGCGAGAUCGAGUUUCCCAAGCAAAACCGCCAUACAGUUACAUUUCGCUCAUCACGAUGGCGAUUCAGCAGUCGCCGCAGAAGAUGAUGACGUUGUCGGAGAUUUACAACUGGAUCAUGGAACUGUUCCCUUAUUACAGACAGAAUCAACAAAGAUGGCAAAACUCAAUCCGCCACAGUCUGUCCUUCAACGACUGCUUCGUCAAAGUCCCCCGCUCCCCCGACAAACCAGGAAAGGGCAGUUACUGGGCGCUCCACGACGAUGCUGGAAACAUGUUCGAGAAUGGCUGCUACUUGAGAAGACAAAAACGGUUCAAAUGCCCAAAUAAGACAAACGAACCUGGAGUGGAUCUGAAGCAGGAAAAUACGGAGUAUGAGCAGACCGAAAAGAGUUAUCAAAAUGAGCCCCCGCGCGUCUCAGUCGGCUCCCCUGUGGACAAGCAUGUCGAGUACGAGACGGUCUACGCGACGACCAGCCAUCAUCAUCAGUCCCCCGGCGGCAUCCAACUCGUCCCGAUCGUUUCGCAGUCCUCGAUCGUCACUUCUUCCCAGCCGCAGAUAAAACCAGAGCCGAACCAAUCGAUCCAGCAAGUAGUGAGCCAAGGGAGCGCGCCCCAACCUGGCCAGCCGAUUGAAGUCUUGCCUAGCGAUGGAAGGGCGAUUUAUCACGAUGCCAAUGGUGUCCCGCUCAAUCUCAUCGACCCGAACGGCCAAGAAGGACAACAAGUGAUCGUCCAAUGGGCUCCCGAAGGCGCGAUUCCAGACGGCCACGCUCAAUACGUCCACGCUUAUCAACCCCAGUUCCUGAUCAACACUUCCGACCCGAACUACCACCCUCACCAUCCCUUUUCCAUCAACUCCCUCAUGUCCACUGGCGCCAUGACAAUGAACGGUGAAUACUUCACCCCGACUGGCCACAUAAUGCCAGCCACAUUGACUCAAGCACCUGUUUCCACUGCUCAAUCUGGCCAGAUUCAAAGCGCUCCUCAUUCUGUCCAAAAUUCUAACACUCAGAAUUCAAAGGACGGAAACAUCACCUACAUCGAGCCGCAAACGAUCGAGCUCCAGCGCACCGAUGGUCCAAAUCAGCAAAACUCUACCCCGGGCCAGCAGAAUCAGUCGAACGCUGGUGGCGCUCAGGAGCAGAACCAUCCGACCAAUCAGCAGCAACAGCAGCAGCAGCAGCGGGCUGAGCAGCAACAGUCCAACCAACAAGAACAACAGUACUUGCCCGCGCAAGAAAUUCCCGCGAGCAGCUCGCAAUCCGACCCGAUCGACCAGUCACAGCCCUCAGGCCAGGUCCAAUUCGCCCCGGAAUCGCCCUCCCAGCCGAUGGAAAGCGAAAACCAUCAGACUCCAAGCUCCAAUCAAGUGACGAAUCACAGCCCGAUUUCGAACGAAAACGACGAAGCGUAA
Molecule: messenger RNA, 1761 nt
Organism: Oikopleura dioica
Lineage: Eukaryota; Metazoa; Chordata; Appendicularia; Copelata; Oikopleuridae
Source: the annotation of a GenBank genome assembly